GUAAACAUUCAAUUCAGAUUCAGAUGAGUGAUAAUCGUCGUUUCAUUCUCUGUAAAUAGAAUCAAAAUUAUUAAUGGUAUAUAAUGGUAUUUUAAUUUGAAUUGAAUUGAAUUGAUUGAAUAAAUAGAUUCAACUCCGUAUCGUAAUCGUAAAUAAUAAUAUAUUUAUUGUAUUCAACAAUGGUCGAUAUAAAUAUUCUGUCUGAUAAUCAUUUCGGUAUACUACCAUCUUAUCAGGAUACUUGUUGUCAAAUAACCAACGAUUAUCUGGGAAAUAUUGAUGAAAGUGAUUUAAUCACAUUCACGGAUAAUGAUACAUUCGAUACAUCACCGCCAUCGGAUCAAUAUUUCAUUGAUACACCACCCGAAACACCAGUUAAUAAUCAUACCUGUUCCAUUACUAGCAACGGAAACGAUAUUCUCAAUAAUAAUUUUAGCACCAUCAAUACUGUGUUAUUCGGUGAAAAUGUGCUGGAUUUCAAUCAAAAUUUUAAUGAAAUCAACAAACAUUCACCAUCAAUAAAUCAUCAAAGCGAUAGUGACAAUAGUAACAACACUUCAAUCACCACGAAUACAACGAUUCCAUUGACCAUUACUUGUCCUACGAUUCUAUGUUCAAACGAAACCGAUACAGUAUCAUCAUUGUCAUCAUCCUCAUUCAUAGUAAAUGGCUAUAAUCGUGUGUUUGAUAGUAAAAUAUCUAAUGGUCAUCAUAAUAAUAUUCAACCGAAAACUAUAUUACCUAGCAAAGUUUCUAAUCACAGACUGAAAGAACGUGACAAUUUACAUAAACAAAAAAUUGAAGCACGUAAAUUACGUAAUCGAGAAGCUGCAUUAAAUUCUCGGCUAAAAAAGAAAGAAUAUCUGGACAAUUUAGAAUCGCAAGUCAAACGAUUGGGCAAAGAAAAUACCGAUCUAAUGCUAGAGAAUGCAUUGUUGAAGCAGAAAAUUGUUGAUCUAGAACAGGAAAUCGGAAAAUUCAGACUUUUAGAUGCGAAUGGCAAUUUUACAGAUGCAGCGAGCAGCAGAAAAAAGGCUAAAAUUAGCUUCUUUGCCGUUGCAUUCAUGUUCCUGUUUCAGAUUUCACCAUAUCUGAUGUCAAUAUCGCCUGGAAAUGAACGUGCAAAUGAAAACACUGCUCCAGUCGUUUUUUCAAAUAAAAAUUUCACAGUCAAAUCAUUUGAAGCCAAUAAGAAUCAUCAUUUUUCACGAACACUGCUUUGGAAAACGGAAGAAACUGAUAAUUAUUUCCAGAAAUUGUCAACCAAUUAUAAUUCAAGCAAUUUAGACACUUUUUAUCCGAAUCAAACAAAUGUUGGCGGCUGUGAAGAUUAUUAUAAUCGAACUGAGCUAAUAAGAUUGGAGAAUGAACUUCGUGGAUGGCUCACACGAUUCAAACUGGAAGAGAAUGAAUCUCGCCGUCGUCAACAUUCAACAUCGAAAUCAAAGAAAAAACUAUUAUACGAUCUUAAACAUGUACCGAUACCAAGACUGAAACUUUGGAUGCAAAAACAACGUUACAUGGACUAUCUGAAUGAAGAAUUAGAUCAUUCUUUCGAUGAUCCAUUCGUGCCAUAUGAUCUGGAGAAUUUAAUGUCAACCAUACAUAGACGUGAUGAUACAUUCUAUUAUCUAUCCUAUCCAUCAAAAGGUCAUUUAAUUCUGCCACCAAUGUCCAAUCGAACAGAUAUUCGACCUCGUUUCAGUUUUCUCAUACCAACAGCAUAUAAUUUUAGCCAACAACGAAAUAAUUCCAACAACACUGAUAGUAAUGGCCAAAAUCAAACGGAGACUGGAUUAACAUUGCCUAAUCAUCAUUUACAUAUGCUACAAAUUGAUUGUCAAGUCAUUAAUACUAAAGUAUCCUUGAUCAAUAUGAAUCACCAUCAUCCAUAUGGAAGUGCACAUUCGAAACGUAAAAUUCGAUCUUCAUCAACAUCAACGAAACCGAGCAUUAUUAAUCAAUUUAUGAAUAAACCAUAAUGAAAGAGAAAAAGCUUUAUUUACCAAUUUUUUUUGUUUGUAGUUUUUUUCAAUAUAAAAAAGCAAUCCAUAAAAUAAAUCCAUAAUUCAACCAUUCA
Messenger RNA from Dermatophagoides farinae (American house dust mite), 2080 nucleotides. It is a transcript of the gene Atf6, whose product is annotated as bZIP_ATF6 domain-containing protein ATf6. Gene Ontology annotation, biological process: endoplasmic reticulum unfolded protein response; regulation of transcription by RNA polymerase II. NCBI's taxonomy places the organism in Eukaryota, Metazoa, Arthropoda, Arachnida, Sarcoptiformes, Pyroglyphidae. The record is from RefSeq and is a predicted model, not a curated record. Gene Ontology annotation, cellular component: nucleus. Gene Ontology annotation, molecular function: RNA polymerase II cis-regulatory region sequence-specific DNA binding; DNA-binding transcription factor activity, RNA polymerase II-specific.